UCUUUGCCCUUCAAUGCGCGCACCAAAUCCUCCUGAUCACCGCGCUUUCUAUUCCGUCUUUAUUUAUUUCUUUCUCCUCCCGGCUCUCGCCGGCUAAAAAAUCCAGCGGAAUCUAGAAAUCAAGAGUCCGCAUUUAGGGUGAUUUAAUUCGGUUUGUCCGCUGGCCGCUGCGAUCGGUUUCCAUUCUUCUCUCAGGUUGCAUCUCCAGGUAUCGGCGGAACGGGCAAUUCUCGUUCAGCAAAAAAAUUUGAGCUUGGAGCUUUUGUUUGUGAUUAAUCUGUCUUCUUCCACAAAUUGAUGGACUUUGAAGGGGGAGAGAGGGUUCAGGCUCGCCGGAAUCUGUGAUUUCUGUGAGCAGAACAUCCUCUCUUCUUAUUCGAAGUUUUGCAUUAACUUCUUACUUUAUUGUGAAAAAGAAAGAAAACAGAAGAUAUUCAUAACCAAUUUGUAGAGUCGGGAUUGGAGAAUUGGUCCUGAAGAGCUUGAUUGAGAGUUUGGGGUUAUGGGAUCUGUUUGUUCCUGCUUUCACAUAGGGGAUUUCGAAGAUUAUGCACAUGCCAAUGCUUCAAUUUGUACACACUGCAUCUGUUUCAGUUGCUUGACUCAGCAGUUGAUACAUGUGUACACGGCAUUAUUUCAAAGAGGGGAGGUGCGUGCUAUCCCUUCAUCUGUGGAGGGAACUGCUCCUUUAGCUUCAGCUGCACUAGUCACAGAUGAUUUUAUACCUGAUACCUACCGCCCUCCUCCAAGGCCUUUACCUUAUGAUGAUCCUAGGUGCUCACGGCUGCAACGUGACGGACUUGUCUCAAGGCGUGAUAAGUCCUUGAGCCAUUUCCAUGAGGAAUCUGAACCACUUAGAAGAAAUAGUAGUUAUACUGAAAUGGAAACGAUGAGCAGAGUAGACAAGUGUGGAUCUGACUAUGAUAGAGGUUCCAAGUUAUGCGAUUCUGAGUCCUUGCUGAAACACCCCUUGACAGAAGACACAAAAGGGGCAACUUAUUUUUUUCCUUCAUCCGAAGAUGAAGAUGUGUGCCCAACAUGUCUUGAAGAAUAUACUUCAGAAAAUCCAAGGAUUAUAAUGCAGUGCACUCAUCAUUUCCACCUUAGUUGUAUAUAUGAGUGGAUGGAGAGAAGUGAUGCCUGUCCAAUCUGUGGCAAGAUGAUGGUGUUUAAUGAAACAGCGUGAUCUCAUGGUCAGUAUCCAUUUCUUCAGCAGAUGAUUCAGAGUAUAAGCUUGUAUUUGAGUCUGUAGGACUCCAAAGGUUGUGUAUAUAUCUAUUGCAAGUCUGCUCUUCACCAUUUCAUCAAAAAAGAAAAAAGUCUGCUCUUCACCAUACUUUUAGUAGAUUCAAAGGGCAGAUGGGAGUCAUCAUGUGGUGUUCAGUGAUUUGCGAUGCUUUUUUUUCUUUGAAUUCACCAAUAUAUAUACAUGCACUUAUAAGCAUGUUUAGCAUGUACA
Phoenix dactylifera (date palm) is the source of this 1459-nucleotide messenger RNA. RefSeq names its product E3 ubiquitin-protein ligase At3g02290-like. Lineage: Eukaryota; Viridiplantae; Streptophyta; Magnoliopsida; Arecales; Arecaceae. The record is from RefSeq and is a predicted model, not a curated record. Gene Ontology annotation, molecular function: ubiquitin-protein transferase activity.